Molecule: messenger RNA, 987 nt
Organism: Mesocestoides corti
Lineage: Eukaryota; Metazoa; Platyhelminthes; Cestoda; Cyclophyllidea; Mesocestoididae
Source: the annotation of a GenBank genome assembly
AUGGCCUUUUUUUUCUUCUCAUGCGUGGGUCACGCCGUUUCGGGCAUAUUUCUACACAAAAAAUUUUGCGUCCACCUGCCUGAGACCCCACUUGGACCCAAUCAUGGACACCUGGAAAAGAUGUUGCAACUUCUAAAGGUCUGUGCAAGCAGCGCGGCGGUGCUUCAUUUUCCUCUCUUCUUUAACCAAAAACUCCGUCUUGUCAUUUUCGCAUGUAUUCUAUCUUCACUCGCCUUUCUUAUGGUCGAGGCAAUGGCGGUUACCUACAUUAGGUCGAAUUUAGACCUCCUCAUUGAAUUAUACAAAUCGGACUGGAAUUCAACGACGCGCUACCACGAGGGGGCCUUCGUUAGCCACAUCCACCAGAAGAGGUCAGUGUGCUGUGCGACCUGGAAAGCUAUGCAAAGCCCCUUAGUUGCUGGAUUUUUUCCCAAGCACUGGGCUCCAAGACAGUGCUGCGGUGUGUUUCAUCAAGCCGACUUUGUUGCCGAGUGCCUGAAAAGUAAAAAUGCUCUGCAAAAUUUCGAAGACUACUCGUGCUUGCAAAAGCGUCUAGGGGAUAUUUAUGCCACGUCCGGCUUUAUAUUCUUAUUCAACUUGAUCCUCGGUACUGGGGCACUUGCUUUGCCCAAGGCAUUUAAGGAUGCCGGGUGGCUAACUACCGGGAUUCUGCUUGCAUUCUUUGCUUUUAUGAGUUUUGUUCCCGCCACAUUUGUUAUCGAGGCUAUGGCUAUCCGUAAUGCUUUGAAAGUGUCUGAAGAGGUGGGAGAAGAUGCGGACGAGGAAGAACCCUUGACAACUACCAUGUCGAUCAAGGCAGAAGACUUCGAAAUUGAUCACAAGUAUGAAUUGGGUGAAAUUGUUCAAAAAUUCGCUGGCAGAAUCUGGGCUCUGGCAUUUUAUCUUAUCAUUUCAAUUUACAUGUAUGGUGACCUCAGUGUCUAUGCAGCGGCUGUUUCGAAGUCUCUUCGAGAUGUAACCUGGUAA